AUAUACUUAUUAAUAAAUGUUUGAAACGUGCUUAUAUAGCAAGUAAGAUGAGCAUAUAUAUAGAGAUAUAUAAACAUUUACACAAAGCAUUGUAGUUUAACUUUCCCACGGCGGGUACAUGGCCGCAGAGAAUGGGUUUCUUCCUCAGUUCGUAGACCAGACAAAGUUUUACAACCAGAUAGUUCUGAGUCACCUCUUGCCGGCGAAUCUAUGGGAGCCUUUACCACGUUUCCUCCAAACAUGGCUCCGAAGCUACCUCGCCGGAAACUUAUUUUACUUCCUCUCUGCCUUCCUCUGGUGCUUCUACAUCUAUUACCUUAAACUCAAUGUUUACAUCCCCGAAGAUUCUAUUCCUACAAAAAAGGCAAUGAUAAUGCAAAUACAUGUAGCAACGAAGGCUAUGCCUUGGUACACACUCCUUCCAACUGUUUCUGAGUAUAUGAUCGAGCGUGGUUGGACCAAAUGUUACUCUACACUUGACCAAUUCAACUGGUUCCUCUGUUUGACUUACAUCGUGCUCUAUCUUGUUUUUGUUGAGUUUGGGAUGUAUUGGGCUCACAGACAGCUUCAUGACAUUAAAUUUCUGUAUAAGCAUCUCCAUGCCACCCACCAUUUGUACAACAAACAAAACACACUCUCUCCAUUUGCUGGGUUUGCGUUCCAUCCGUUGGACGGGAUACUUCAGGCUUUACCGCACGUGAUAGCUAUGUUCAUAGUGCCAGUUCAUCUCAUAACGCAUCUGAGUCUUAUGUUUUUGGAAGGGAUAUGGACAGCGAGCAUCCAUGAUUGCAUCCAUGGUAACAUAUGGCCUAUAAUGGGUGCUGGAUACCAUACCAUACACCAUACAACAUACAAGCACAACUAUGGUAACUAUACUAUUUGGAUGGAUUGGAUGUUUGGCACCCUUGAGAUUCCUGUAGCCGAAGAUGACAGCUUCUAUGAGAAAGCAAAGUGAGAUCAAUUUUCAAAGUUCACCUUUGUUUACCCUUGCAUGCAUAUGUUAUUCUUCUCCUGAGCCUUAAAAGCUUUGUAAUCACUUUGUUGGAAUAAGAAACAUGACUUACACAA
Raphanus sativus (radish) is the source of this 1068-nucleotide messenger RNA. Its product is annotated as putative Delta(7)-sterol-C5(6)-desaturase 2. The record is from RefSeq and is a predicted model, not a curated record. Gene Ontology annotation, molecular function: oxidoreductase activity; iron ion binding. NCBI's taxonomy places the organism in Eukaryota, Viridiplantae, Streptophyta, Magnoliopsida, Brassicales, Brassicaceae. The transcript has 3 exons. Gene Ontology annotation, biological process: lipid biosynthetic process. The coding region runs from base 119 to 955 and encodes 278 amino acids.